GGGCGGCGCGGCGGGGCCGGUGGUGCCGGUGGUGCCGGUGCCGGUGGGUGUCGCAGCCGCCGGCUGCGCGGCGGCGGUCCCCGGGCGCCCAUCACGUGCUCGGUGUGUUGCAUUGUGUUUGAGGCGGAGGGAGGGCUGGCCGUGUCAGUGAUCAAUGUCAUGACUUCCUCCUCGGGCUGGAGCAGUAUCAGAGCACAGCUGAAGGAAGCUGAUUACUGCUGCUUGCAAAUUGGCUGGGAACAAUACACGCGCGCACACAGCCCCGCACACACCCGCACACAUAGCCCGCACCCUGGCUCCCGCGUCUCCGCUCCGCGCCGGGGGGGAAGAUGAGCUCGGGGGACGUCGUUUGCACCGGAUGGCUCAUUAAAUCACCCCCCGAGAAGAAACUCAAGAGAUACGCAUGGCGGAAGCGCUGGUUUGUGCUGCGCAGAGGCCGCAUGAGUGGGAACCCAGAUGUGCUGGAGUACUACAGGAACAACCACUCCAAAAAGCCCAUUAGGAUCAUCGACCUCAAUGAGUGUGAAGUGCUGAAGCACUCCGGGCCCAACUUCAUCAAGAAGGAAUUCCAGAACAACUUUGUCUUCAUUGUGAGAACCACCUACCGCACCUUCUACCUGGUAGCCAAAACCGAGGAGGAGAUGCAGAUCUGGGUGCACAACAUCAGCCAGAUCUGUAACUUUGGACAUCUAGAAGAUGGCACAGGUUCAGUGGAGAGCCUGUCUCACACGACCUCAUCCCCGCAGCCAUCACCAGCCACCUCUACCCACGCCUCCCGCAUCGCUGAUCCCUCCUUCUCAGUGGACCACGCUGCUGCUGAUGCGUCCGCUGCAGAGGAGACCCCCAGCGAGUCGGAGUCGGUCUUCCUCCCCGACUACCUCUUCCUCUCCAACUGCGAGUCGGGCAAGCUCAGCCACAACAGGUGUGACAGCUGGUCGAAUUCGGACAGAUCUCUGGAGCAAACCUCAUCAGACGAUGUUUUUGUCGACUCCUUGCAGUCCCAGCCCUCCUUAUACCUUGUACAGCCUUCCAGCGCAGGCACUGUGCACCAGGAUGGGGCCCCGCUGGCCAAUCCCAGCACUGUGCUGAGGAACAUAGAUGUUAACGGGCCACCCAGUGACAUUUCCUCCUCUUCUCCACUGCUGGGGACACCACUGACUCCAACCUUUCAGAUUGACAAGAGCCAAAGCGUGCUGCCCUACGGUGUGACCCAGCUGGACGUCCUCUCCAACACCCCUCCGCCACGGCCACCCAAGCCAACCCACUUCUCAGACAGGAGAGGGGAAGAGGUUGGUGGUGGGGCCCUCCAGAACGGCCACGCAGGGAUCUGCAGGGCUCAGGUUGCUCUGGUGCCCAGGAGGAUCUCCUUGUCCAGCUUAGACAACGUGAGGAACUGGAAAGCAGAUAUGGAAGGCAGUUCCUUAAGAAGUCGGGAUAAGAGGCUUAGCUUAAAUUUGCCCUGCCGGUUCUCCCCACUCUACUCGACUGCUUCAGACAGCCCAGAAGACAGCUACGUGCCCAUGCGCCCCAGCAACUCUCCCUCUGCGCCUGGCUCCGACUGUUCACCCGACGGCUACAUCCCCAUGAGCCCUGCCUCAGCCACGUUUACCUUCCCCGUUGUCAGCACUGAAAAACUCACCAGCCCCUUACCUGAGCUUCCCUCGGACCUGGAGCCCCCUCCAGUGAACAGAGACCUCAAGCCUCGUAGGAAAUCACGGCCACCUCCUCUGGACUUGAGGAACCUCUCCACAAUCCGGGAGCAUGCUGCUGUGACCAGGAUGUGGACUGUGCCUUACAAUCGAAUGAGCUUUAUCUCACCAGAAAGAGACGGUAUUAAUUCAGCAAGAAUAUUUGCCAAUUCAGUUUCCGGAGAAGAGGAAGAAAGUUACAUUCAUAUGGAACACAGACAGGCAACAUCUCCAUACAGUGGUGCUUUUCCAUGGACAAGGAAAUCUAACCUUGAUUACUUAGCAUUGGAUUUUAAUUCUGCUUCCCCAUCCCCUGUACAGAAGAAACCAUUUCUCUCUGAAGAGCAGAGAGUGGACUAUGUCCAGGUAGAUGAACAGAAGACUCAAGCUUUACAGAACACUAAGCAGGAAUGGACAGAUGAGAGGCAAUCAAAAGUCUAAAGGAAGAUGAUCUGGGAUCUGGAGAAGGUGUUUGUUUUUUUUGCACUGGAACCACAAUGUUAAUGAAGCAGCUAUCACAGUAGAGUUCAAAGGCAGAGAGAGUUGUGAGAUGCUAUGCUCUGUAGAGGAAUGGCAUUUUUAAUGGAAACCUUUGAUUUCAGCUGGAAAUAGUAUGUUGAAUGAGUGAGUGGUUCACUGAUGAUUAAGUAAUGCAUUACCCUUUUUACUGCCCCUACCAGUAAGCUACAUGGUACCAUUUUCUGGCAUGAUUCUGCAACGAGUCAUACACUUAAUGUUAACAAAUCCACUACAUGUUGCAUUAAUCUAGUUAGUCCUGCCUUCUCCCUCUGUUACAUAAUUCCUAGUUGCUAAAGCUAUUUUUUGAUAUUCCUACAAAUACUGCAAGGUGCUCAGAGUGCUUUUACGGCAGUGGGCAUCUGACAGGUAUUGGUGACUAAUCAACUAAGGGCUAAAAUACUGAAACAAUAAAAAGGACUUUUUGAAUAUACAGUUCUUAAGCAAAGAGAAUUUUGGAAAAUAUUUUUCCCCUGGGUUUAAGGGGUCUGACUCUGAGCUGAUGCUGUCAGAAACUCAAAACAGGACUAUGUACUGAUGGGACUGGAGCUCAUGGUCUUUGACCCUCUGGAUGACGGUCAUCAUGUUAAGUUUCUCUCUGUUGUGGCUCAUACUUGUUGCCUUUCUGUCUGAUCCCUACUGGUGUUUUCUCCCCUAUCUUGAGGAGCAUCUUCGGCACAGCACAGCACAGCUGCUCCUCUAGCAGGAGGCUGCAGGCACACAGCUCUUGGCUGGCCAAAAAAUUGAAAGGGAAGCUGUGAGCCUGUUUCUGCAAGUCUUGGGAAAACUGGCAAAGGAUCAAGAAUGCUUUCAUCUGAACUGCAGAAGAAAUGCCAUUGGAAUUGCUGGUAGCAGCCCUCAAACUGAUUGUUUCACUAGACCCACCCUACCCCACACCCCACCCCCAAAAAAAAAAAGAGAAUGAGGAAGUGCAGCAUUCUCCAAGAGAGGCCAGCAGGCCUGCCAGCAUAAAACAAUGCGCUUACGCAGCAUGAGGACCUCUGGAUUCAGGAAGCUUAUCUACCUUGGGACUUGUUACAGGCACUAUCUCAGGAUCACAUAUGUGUAUAGUUUAUAACAUACUUAACUUAAAAGCUUGGCUGCAAAUUUCAUCUUAAGGUGGUUUACAGGCACCUGAUCCAUGGAAGUCCGCAGUACUGCUGGGUGACCCACACUGGAUUUGAUCACGCAGGCUUUGCUCAUGUAAGUCCCACUAGCCAUAAGAGGUCUGAUCCUGUCAGUACCCACAGACAGCUAAGACCUUGUGCAAGAUUUCCUCUUUGACAGUGCCCAGUCCCUGGCCUCCCUUGAUGUGCCUGUUGCUGCCACAUGUGUUACUGUAAUCUGACAUCCCAAAAAUGCUGAUUUACCAAACAGAGGUCGUGGAAAUGUCAUCGCAGAAACCACUGGCGUUUCAAGGCUCCUGCUUGCUGUCCUUCUUGCACCCAUUCUGCUUCAGCCCUGUGAGCCCUCUGGGAGGCUGAGAGACACGUCCAAGUCACACGUCCUGCUGGGAGAGGCAGCGUCGCUGACACAAACACCGUUUUUCUCCUACCUCAAGAGAGCUGAAGUGCUUGCAAGUCUCGCUGCUGCUUUAGCGCAAACACAAAGCUGGGGAUCCCUGGUGACCAGGCUCUUAUUAGUUUACCCUGUGAGAACAAUGAGGUUCACCAGCACCUUUAUUGACUCUGGGGCAAACUGGGCACCCAGGCCUGUGGACAUAAACUGUCCUGGACUACAGCUGCUCGGGUAAAUGGUGUUUAUACUGCAGAUAGCUGUCCUGCUGUUUCUUUCUACUCUGUUUCCCCCCUUUCCUCUCCUCCCCUCCCCAAAGCUCUAAAAUGGAAGUUAAUGUUCAUAAAAGUUUUGAGAAGAAUUCAGAUUUCUCCAUAUAAAUCUUGUCUGUCUGGUGCAAAAUUUGCCUUGUGAGAACCCAGCUGUUCUGUUUUAAACUGCUUUAGGAGAGCUCUGAGCAACCGUGCCCUGGGUGUGGUACUGCUACAGGGGAAGUGGGUUUGGGGAGAGGCGGCGGAGAACUGCGCCUCUGCAGAGCUGCUGGAGGGGAAGUGAGGAAUGGCCACAGUGACGGAGGUGUUUGCCUUCCUGCUCCAAAGAGUUGCCUUGCUUUCAAGGUGUGCUAGUAAUACGUGUCGCUGAAAGCUUCUGGUGCAUGCUGCAGGACUGAAAGAGUUAAAAGACCAGCUAAGAGGUAGGGGACAAAAAGCACUCACAAAGGACAGGGAAAAUUAUGCUAUGCUGCCACAGACUCCAAAUUGCCAAGUGAUGGGAUGGCAGCCCCCAGUGCAGGUUGCAAUAACACACAAAUCAGCUCCUGAUUGAUUGGGAAGUUUCUUAUCAUGCUGUCAGAAAACCCUGUGAAGUGCAAAACCACCACGUUACUGGAGAGCACUGACUAGCUUGUUGUUCCAGUUUAUUGUACAAACAUUUAAACUUUGGAAAACCUGGCUAAGGGAUUGUUCAGAAGUCUAGGAUAGAAAGAGCUCUUUUGGCAUUUAGUUUUCCAUUAAAAGGACAUAAACAUAUAGCUUGACAGGGUCUGUCCUUGGACCUGAAUGGCCUCCGUUCAACUUCAUGUAUUCCCUGCUUGACCCCAGUGCACUCUUAUCCUGAUCAGAUGCUGCUCACUGGUUCCUAACUUUAGCUUCUAAACUAAAAGCUAGGUUUGGGGGUUAUUCCGUUGUUUCAUGUAAGGUCUAUUUUACCCUCUGCUCCAGGGUCCGUGCCCUGCAUUCUUGUGUAAGCACAACACAUAAAACAGGAGCAAUUAAAAAAAUACCCCCCAACAAAGGGUUUGGAAGCAGAGCAGUGCUCCCUCAAGGCUUUUCUUCUUUUGUUUUAGUCAAAUUCCACAAUACUUUAGAGAAGGAGGAUGGUGGGAGAGCGACAAAGGCCAAAUCUGCUUGGUGGCCACCCCAUCAUGAAGGAUUUUGGUGUGAAUGGAGCCACAGCAGCGCCUGACAUCCCCACGGGCUGCCAACCACUGCAGUGCCACUGGAACUUGUAGGUGGGAGAGGAGUGAUGUUACAAAGCAAAAAGGAGUCACUGCUUCAGUAAGUCUGUUCUUAAAUACUGAACCCUUGGCCAAAGAGGAAGGAAAACCUGUGACAGCACCUGAAAACCGAGUCAGCUUUUGACAGCAUCAUGUCUGAAGAUGUAGUCCAAAACUGUACAUUUUGGCCCUGGGGUCAGGCAGGCACACUCCUGGUGGAGUCUGCUUUUUGCUGUGGGUCUGCUCUGUCAUUUGUGUGUAUUUCUUCAAAAAGUAUCAUGAGAGCUGAUGCAGAGAGAGGCUCUGCACCUAAAUGAGCAUAGGGUAGCCAGUGGACCCUGAGGAAACCCUUGUCUGCUGGGGAGGGCUGGCAUUGCACAGCUCAGGACUUGUAGUGCCUUGUCCAGCAGUGCUGGGGUUUCUCCUUUGAAAUGAAGCUCCAAAUGAGCAGAAAAGCUUUUCUUUAAUUGGAAGUGUCACUCUGUGGAGUUGUCAGAUGAUGCUCGGUUGCAGGGCAACGUGGAAAAACCCAAGUCAGUCCUGCAGUUGCUGUCAGGGUGAUCAGCUGGAUUCCCCCACAGCUGGUGAGUGAGCUGGUAUGUCAGCACCCCAGCACAAGAGGGAGGAGAGCAGGGUGAGAUGGAUCUUUUACUGACAUUGUCUGUGGCCACUGAAUAUAGAAACAGCCUGCGUCAAGCACCUGCCUAAAUACAUCCUAAAGAAUCACAAAGAAAUCAGUCUGGUCUGAACUUCCUCUGUGGAGCGAGAAGCAUUUCAGUGCUUACUGGGAGUUCCACACACUCCCAAGGUCUUUACUGUGUUUGGGUUUAAUAUGGCCUUAUUCUGCAGUCUUUCAGUCAUCACACAUUUGAGCAAGGCAUAGCAGGAUCCAAGACUCAUUUCCUUUUAGGUCUGAACUGCACUUUCCAGUUAUAAUUCCUUUCUUGCAGGAGGCAGCAUAAAAUUCCUUACUGACAGAUAGGAAUACUUUCCUUGAGAAAUCACCAUCGAACUCGAGCCCGGUGUUGUCACCCAGCUCUCUUUUGCCAAUGGUAGCGCUUUCUCCCUUCCAUGUCACUAAUUGCAUUAUAGAUGUAGACUUUGGAGUUGCAUUCACUUGAAUGCUCAGUGGUUUAGGAAUUCAAAGCCCAUCAGAUGCUGUGAUGAGAAUGAGGCACAGGGCAAUGCCUUCCCUUUGUUCCCCUGUUCCGCAAAACUUGCUCAGGUUUUUAAGAAGAAAACAAACAAAAAAAGCCACCAAAACAGCAGACUUUUGCCAUGUCAAAGCCAGAAUAUUUUUUGUUCAAAUCAAAAGAAAAUUUUGUCUUGUGCAAAUGAAGCAUUAUACGUUUUUUGUAUUUGUAAAUCUGUGGGGAAGCAUUAAACAGUCAUCUCUGUUACAAAGGAGUAAGUCAUUGAUAGAGGGAAGGAGCUCGCCUUCCUCAUGUUUCAUUGUAAUGUUUGUUGUAUAUAUUUGCACAUUAAACUGUGUAUCUUUUUUCUAAUAAAUUAAUAUAAAACGUA
Molecule: messenger RNA, 6738 nt
Organism: Pezoporus flaviventris
Lineage: Eukaryota; Metazoa; Chordata; Aves; Psittaciformes; Psittacidae
Gene: GAB3
Product: GRB2 associated binding protein 3
Exons: 10
Coding region: 330-2129 (599 amino acids)
Source: RefSeq, a predicted model, not a curated record